UUUGUUGGCAACAACCUUUCACAACACGGCCAACAGAAAGACACAGCAACGAAGGUGGUGGAUCCAACACUGCCAAACGUUGAACCCACAGUCUGGUUCUUUCUCUCUCAUCAACCGAUCAACCACCCAAUACCCAUCAUGUAAACCUUUUUUUUUCUCUUCUGAUCAAAACCAACACCACCCUCUCAACCCAUUCAAAGCCUUUUCCAUCUUUCUCUCUCUAUUCUGUUUUCUCGCGUGAGAAGGGUUGUUGGGGUUGUGGAGGAGGAUGCAAGCCAAUUAAUUAAUCUUGCAUUGCAGCCACCACUUUGGUGUUGGUGUUUCUCUAAUUCAUUCAGGGUUGAAAUUGAGAAGGGACUUGGAAAUGGUGGUGAUUGAUGAAAAGAACCGUGUGAUUAGGAGGGAUAUGGUGGAGCUUUCACAACAUGAUCAAUCUGUAACUGUGGCAUAUUAUGGGGAGGAGUUGCAUGGGGGCGUGCCUCUACCCCGCUUCUCUAGAAUGUCUCCUUUAAACACGGAUAGACAAAACAAGGGAAUGGAGAAUAAAUACAAGCUCUUGAACAGUCCGGUAAAGCAAGCAACGCCUGCUGAAGCUCAGAAGUUUGCAAGUUCCAUUAAGGUCGCAACAGAAGGAACAUCCUCUCGUGGUCAGGCAAUGUCAUCUGCUGUUCUUCAAGCAGAGGAAGUCCAAUCAAAUUUGGAAAGAGAAUUCCCUAGUUUUGUGAAGUCUUUAGUUAGAUCACACGUUGCUAGUUGUUUUUGGAUGGGGCUGCCUGUGUCAUUCUGUAAAAGACACUUACCGGAUAAGGAUACAACAUUCAUUUUGGAAGAUGAAUCUGGUAAAGAAUACAUGACAAAAUACAUUGCAUGUAAGACAGGAUUGAGUGCUGGAUGGAGACAGUUUUCUGCUGUGCACAAAUUGCAUGAGGGUGAUGUGGUUGUCUUCCAAUUAGUGGAACCUACCAAAUUUAAGGUUUACAUAAUAAGAGCUAAUAAUACGAGGGAACUAGAUGGAGCCUUUCUGAGUCUUGAUAGUUGCAUAAAACAAAAAAUGGGAGGCAAUGAUAAUGCAGAUAGUGAUGAUGUGGCAUGUAAUAACUCAAAGAGAAAACAUGGUAAAUCUGUCCAACAAGAUGUCCAAACGAAAAAGAAGGCCAGCGCGUCAAGAUUGAGACCUAAGGCAAGGCCAUCAGUCGAACAAUCUGAAAAUGAUAGUGAGGAAGCUCUCUCAGAAGUUAUGGAGGGCUUUAAAAUGCUCGAGUUCAAUGAUGUGAAAGGUUUUGAAAAUUUCAGCAUCAUAGUUGAUGGAGUACCAAUAGAUGCUGAAUUCUCUACCGAGGUUCGAAACAAGUACUACAGGCUCUGCUGCAGUCAGCAUGCCUUUCUUCAUGAAAAUCUCAUUAAGGGCAUGAACUAUAAGCUGAUUGCUGGAAUUAUAUUGGAAACUGUCAACAUUGCUGAUGCAAUAGAAGUUAGUGUGAUAUGUACCCCACGUGCAGAAUUUUCUAACUGGGACAAAACUUUGCUUGCCUUUGAGCAUUUAGGCAUGGAUGUUGAAUUUCUAAGAGUCCGAUUACGCCGGCUUGCAAGAAUUGCCUAUGAGAAAGAUGAUGCCUCUGAGACCAAAAAACACUUGGCAUAUAGGAAUGAGUACAGUCGCGCAGACGAUGAAAUAAAGAACAUGGAAGCCAAGCUUGAAGAAUUGAAGGGAGCAUGCAAUGGUUUUGGUGCUUAUCUUGAGAGUUUGAAGUGCAGAGCUGAAAGCAAUCAUAUCAAGUUUCAGAAAGAGGUUGUUGCUCCUUGGUGAAACUUUAUAUGUUUUGCUAGAAAAUGUAUGUAUAUUUAUUUUGCGUGGUCAAAUACAAUUAUUCUGUAACCUUAGACGGAAAAUAUGCCUCAACUAAGAUAUCUAUUGUAGUAUAUGUGCAGUUAUACGAGGGGCAGUUAGCAAAGCCA
Glycine soja is the source of this 1956-nucleotide messenger RNA. Its product is annotated as B3 domain-containing protein Os01g0234100-like. Gene Ontology annotation, molecular function: DNA binding. The transcript is spliced from 7 exons. The record is from RefSeq and is a predicted model, not a curated record. NCBI's taxonomy places the organism in Eukaryota, Viridiplantae, Streptophyta, Magnoliopsida, Fabales, Fabaceae. Bases 365 to 1807 code for a protein of 480 amino acids.